CUAUGCACACGCCGUAUACCCCGUGUGGAGCCAAGUGGCACGGAGUUACUGAAAUUGGAAAUGCUCCCCGACAUUCAGUAGCUCAUUAUCGUGAUCAGUUAUCACUGAUCCGUCCUGACCAGUUUAUGUGGACACCCUAUGCAGACUGUAUCCUCCCUGAGUACUGCAUUGAUUCAACUGCAUCCUACUUGUGCGAUACUUAUUUGGUGUGCUGGUCAUUUGUCGAGGCACACGAGGCUGGACGCGUUUCCCGACAAUUUAACCGCUACCAGCGUAUUCCUCAGUGCUGUGAUAGGAUGCUACAUAGCUCCGGCCAUUUGAGUAAAAGUCACCGUCGUGGGAGGAAGGGCGCUGAUUGGGCUAAGGUACAUAAGUUCUUCAUUGAUGAGUGGGACUUGCGCCACGACAGGUUCCAAGCAACUUUUGACCAUGCAACGACGACAAUGGAUGGUCGCAUUAAUCCGGGCUAUAUGGCGUGGUACAAUAGGAUCACCGUGUCGUACCUAGUUCAACCUGGGACACAGUCAACUGAAGGGAUGAACGAGGCAGCCCCUUCUAAUUUAUUGGCGGUUGAGACCCUUCAGGGGAUAUGGCAUUUGACCUCUGAACAUGACACAGACCCUCGGUUACGGCAGAUUCGAGAAAUGGCUGCUUCGGCACUUCGUGCGAUGAACCAUGCUGAUGCGAUGGAGUAUCCAUCUUCUCAACGGCGAAAUGUGGUCAUGCCGCCACGCCCACCAACUUCUCUUCGUCAUGGACUGCCGGGUGUCCGGAUGGGUGGGCACGGGAUUACGCGACAGCAUAGGUUGUCGUAGCAGCAGCAGCCGCAACCUGAGUAUGCGGUACCAAAGCCCUUGAGUCCGGAGUACGAUCCACCAGGAUGGUCUCAGCUGAGUGGUGCAAGCCACGAGCCCUCGCAAUGGGGAGCACGCGCGUCAUGUGAUUCAUUCUUUGGCAGUGUGUCUGAUUGGGAUGCAGCUCAACCAGGACGUGAUACGUACUUUCAGAAUUAUCAAUUUAUGGAUCUGGUGGGGGAAGAAGAGGGUCAGGAAGAAGAGGGUCCGAAAGAAGAGGGCGGGGAAGAAGAGGGCGGGGAAGAAGAGGGCGGGGAUGAACAUGACAAAGUAAUAUUCCGACCACCGACCGCGGGAUCCUCACGACCAUCAAGUACGAUUGCGAGGGCUAUGCAGAAUGUAUUCAGGGGAUUUUCAACAAGGAAGAACAAAGGGAAAGCUCCGACAAAGUUCACGCCUCCAUCUAGAUAGAUUUCGGUCAUAUAUUGGUAUUUGUGUCUAUUGAAACAGGUUGUGAUCGUAAGUUGAUUUUUGAACAUUUUUGAUAUGAUGAAACAUAAUUAGUGUGGAA
This is a messenger RNA of Salvia splendens (bonfire salvia), 1365 nucleotides long. Its product is annotated as serine/threonine-protein phosphatase 7 long form homolog. Gene Ontology annotation, biological process: meristem maintenance; meristem development. The transcript is spliced from 4 exons. The record is from RefSeq and is a predicted model, not a curated record. Bases 3 to 815 code for a protein of 270 amino acids. NCBI's taxonomy places the organism in Eukaryota, Viridiplantae, Streptophyta, Magnoliopsida, Lamiales, Lamiaceae.